UGGAAGAGGAAGGCAGGUCGGCACGAUCGAGCACACGAGAAGUCGCGCAGUUGUGAUACGAUUGUACAGUGGUGCGCGUGCGUGAAAAAUACCCAAGUAAUUUUCAGUUUUAAUCGACAAUUUAAAAGUUUCCAAAACUCCAGUCCGUCAACACUGCCUAUGGUUAAUAAUCACAAGUGAAUAUCCAUUAAGAAAAACUCACCAAGUGCGACAGAGGGACAAAUUGGCCCUUCGUCUCUGUCGCUCGACUCUCCAUAUCCAACGAUUUCGGCUUCGCCUUUGCGAAUCGCAGGAAGGAUAGAUCGCACGUACAGACAACUAUCACAUACUCCGCGCUGGACGAGUGGUAUUUGCAACACCCAGCGGGCUAAGUGUAUUAUUUUUCUUCUUGGGACGGGCGUAUUACCAUUCUCGAGUCACGUUAGAGCAAUUGACCACUAUUGGAAACACGGUUUUUUCUUAAAUAAUCCCUCAGAGGAGUUUUUUCUGCGGUUCUGAGUAUCAUUCUGUUACAAAUAUGUGUGAUAAUACCAAUACCACCACUCAGAGUAUAGCGGACUAUCUGUCACAAUUGCUGAAAGACAGGAAGCAGCUCGCCGCUUUUCCCAAUGUCUUCAUACAUGUGGAGAGACUGCUGGAUGAAGAAAUUGCAAAGGUUCGGGCAAGUCUAUUUCAAAUCAGUGGUGUAAAAAAGGAGCCUCUGACGUUACCAGACCCAGAAGGUGAUGUCGUCACACUAACGGAAAAGGUCUACGUGCCAGUAAAAGAACACCCCGAUUUUAAUUUCGUUGGAAGGAUUUUGGGGCCACGUGGAAUGACAGCGAAACAACUUGAACAAGAGACAGGAUGUAAAAUAAUGGUGCGAGGCAAGGGCUCGAUGAGGGAUAAAAAGAAGGAGGAGCAGAACCGGGGAAAACCAAAUUGGGAACAUCUCACAGACGAAUUGCACGUUUUACUCACAGUCGAGGACACUGAGAAUCGCGCUACAUUAAAGCUCGCUCGUGCCGUCGAGGAAGUCAAGAAACUUCUUGUGCCCGUGCAGGCUGAUGGUGAGGACGAACUGAAGAAGCGGCAGCUUAUGGAGCUUGCCAUUAUAAACGGUACCUACAGAGACUCAAACACUAAAGUUGCUGCUGCAGCAGCGUUCGACAUUGCAGCCUGCGAUGAGGAAUGGAGGCGUGUAGCAGCAGCAGCAGCUGAGACCCAGCGUCUGCUCCCAGGUCUCGGUACGCAGAUGAGAACUCAGAAUGCACCCCUUGGUGCACCACUGAUACUCUCGCCAAGGAUAUCCGUUCCAACAACAGCAGCCUCUCUGCUGAAUGGCUCAGGCCCACCAGGCUCAUUGCUGUCAGCUGGUGAUCCACAUGGUCUCAUCUACACCCCAUAUGCAGACUACGCAAACUACGCAGCACUUGCAGCAUCACCACUUCUCACCGAGUACGCUGACCAUUCUGGUGCAGCAGCUGCUGCGAAACAGCGUAGGCAUCUGGGUCAGAUUCGCGAGCACCCUUAUCAAAGGGCUGGCGCUCUCUCGUGAAUACAGAGAUAACACAGUCGCGCCUUAAUGCGGGAAAGGCUUGGAGUGCUAACAAUGGAAUCCACUGGUCCCGUGCUAACACCUGGAAACUGUGGAUUAUCAAUCAGCGAUCCGCGUGUAUGAAUUUGAGUGAAAUUCACUCAGAAAGUCGCAGAGCCGAGAGCCUUCGCCGUAAGCGCGUCACCAGCCCUAUGUGUACGUCUCAAGCUUAUCCAUUCUCUGUAUUCCCAACGAAGACAGUUUAACUUUAACACGAUCAUUAUUAUCAUCCCUUCAUUGCGCUUGCCUUUCGGUAAGACAUAGUACUUAUUACUGAUGUGACAGCAACAAUUAAAUUCACCGUCACAUUUCACCGUUGAAUAAGUGUAGAAAUUUCGAUAUUGCUUACUAUUCUCUCUCAAGGGUGGGACAUUAAAUAUUUCACUAAUGUGUCAUUGAGUGGGUGAGCAAGUCAAGGUCAAGGUGGUCGGGCGUGCUAAUUACCUAUUUUUGUUUAUUUCUAUUUCGUCAACUUCUACUUCGCACAGGGCAACAUUGUGUGUCACAGUCUUCCCAAUGCAUUUUUCCAAUUGAAGGAAUUUUUGUUGCUGCAUGAUUAAAUUAAACAUUACACGCGAGAAUAUAUUGUAAUUGAGUAGUAGAGUGGUAAGGUCAUGUGAGUUGAAGCCAUACAAAUUAUUUUAUAAAUUUGAUCUGAUAAAUCCUUGAUAAAUUUCAGGAGGAAAUAUAACGAGACCUUUUUUUUCUCGGAAAUUCACUGAGUCGUACGAAAGUUCUUUAGUAAAUUCACUUUAAAUCAUUGGUAUUCGGCUCGAAAUUACACUUAUUUCGCUUAAAUACUUCCGUAAUUAAUCAAUUUAUAUUUUGUCGUGUACCGAGAGUGGACUAUGCAAUUAGGUGAAACAUUUGAAGACACGUGCAAUAACCUAUCAGAGUUCUUCGGUACUAUAUAAUCGUCGAGCGUUAUUAUUACCUUGUUAUUAUUGUUUUCCAUAAUGAUUUUUCGUAGGAUUAAAACGUAGGUGAGAGAGAGAAUUACUUUAGAUGAAGGAAAAUUCAUACACUAUUGGAGAGAGUGAAUUAUGUUUUGUUGUAUUGUAAUGAACAAACUAGUUAUCAUCACAUUUUUUCGAUGAGGCUAUGCAACAGGAUUUAUUGAUUGUUAUCACUUGGAAGUUUUUUUUUCUUUUUUCAGAUAAUUUUUUGAGAAUUAUUAUUGUAAGUUAUAUAUGUUGUAUGUAGCUGUUGGAAAGAAGUUGCAGGAGUGAUUGUGUGAGAGAUUGGAUUUACUUAAUGUCGAAUUAACCUUAUAAUAAAAAGCAAAAAUAACGAAAAGAAAAAAAAAGGAUGAUAAUAAACUCUCGUUAAUUUUUGGAUCUGCCAUAUAUAUAUAAAUUUAAGAAUUUUUAGUGCUAUCAAUAUAGCUAACUAUCAUUUGUCUAUUUUAUUCAUUAAUCACAUGGAUCAUUGAUGAAUAAUCGAUGGUAGCUCGUCUUUCGUUGUAUAUAAAUGAUCCACAAAACAAUUGUCAGCGUUAUACUAGGAUAAAGAAUCAUGAGUAAUCUGCAAUCUACUUAAGUUUAUGACGAAUAUAUGAGUGAAUAAUAAUAGCGAGUUUAUUUUAUUAUGGUGUAGAUGAUGGAGAUUCGAUAGAUACCGUUAUGACACUGAUACUGUAAAAUUCAUGGAAUGUACUACGGAAAAUUUUUUGGGGGGAGGCAGCAUUGAUUUUAUGUAGAUAUUACGUACUCUGAGAUUCUAUUUACAUAACAAUCAUUAAUUAUUAUAACCAUUAAAUGUCUCAUUUUUAUGUCAAGGGCAUAAAGUCCCAUAUAUCGCAGGAUUAGAUGCCAAGAGAUCUGCAAUGUUCAACCUUGAUCCAAGAUCUGAUUAAGUGAAAAUCGUUAAUAGAAAUGAAUAUAUAUGCAGAUGGUUUCUACAUAGAUCUAUUAGAAUUAAUUAAUUAUUAUGAUUAAUAUGAGAGAUAAUCGUGGCAGAUGAAUUGACUAAUGAAAAUAAAAAUUCAAUUACAUUUUACCGAACUCAACGAUAUCAUGUGAAUCGACGAUUUGAAAAGCUUUAUUUAUGCCAAACCAAAUAGAUUCUGGAAAUUUGAUAAUCAUUUUCAUAUCAAUUAUGGAAAAUUUAGGGUGGAAAUUUUGUGUAUCGACUGCUUGGAAAGAUUGUAUUCAGUUUACAAUACAUUGGACAAGCAUGUAUUACAGAGAUAAAUUUAUCGUCGAAAGCCAAAAGUUUGCAAACACUAUUGAUGAAUUUUUGUCCAUCAGAUAAAGCAAUAGAGACAUAUUUUUAAUACACGUACAGUUGGAUUGAAAUCAACAUGUAUAGAUUAAAUAAAUUGGAUAAAUGAACAAUUAUAAAA
This is a messenger RNA of Fopius arisanus, 3920 nucleotides long. RefSeq names its product protein held out wings (gene how). NCBI's taxonomy places the organism in Eukaryota, Metazoa, Arthropoda, Insecta, Hymenoptera, Braconidae. Gene Ontology annotation, molecular function: mRNA binding. The record is from RefSeq and is a predicted model, not a curated record. Gene Ontology annotation, cellular component: nucleus. Gene Ontology annotation, biological process: regulation of mRNA splicing, via spliceosome. The transcript is spliced from 8 exons. The coding region runs from base 518 to 1537 and encodes 339 amino acids.